GUGAGAACAAGCUAAGUCGAAGAAAGAGCUGUACGCAUUCAUAGAAAUUAAGAAGCUUGGCAGCGACUUAAAAUCAGCUAAUAAACAAUAGCAAAUUAUUGUAAAUUAAUUCAGUUCUAACCUUCGCAAAGUGUGAUUAUUAAAUCAGUGAACACUGUGUGCGCCCGGAAGGGAUAUAAUCCGCGUACGCACGCUUGUACGUGCCGCGUUACGUGAGCACUUAAAAACGAAGUAAACGCACACGAAGUUUCGAAAAUGUCAACUCUGCGUGUACGCAAUGACGCGCCUUGCGUUUUCACGCUUGUCGCGCGCGUUUUUUGCAUGCUGGUCGCUUUCGGCGGUAGCGUCAAUGCCAAGGUGUACGAUCGUUGCGAGUUGGCGCAAGUGUUGCACAAUCGGCAUCGACUCGAUUUGCAUGAGGUCGCAACGUGGACUUGCAUAGCGCAGCAUUCGAGCGAUUUCAAUACGGAGGCUUACGCGGGUGGACUGGCUGGCGGUUCACACGGUCUCUUCCAGAUAAGCGAUGUGUUUUGGUGUUCGCCACCGGGCAAAGGAUUCGCCUGUAAUUUACCUUGUGAACGUUUAAGGGACGCCGAUUUGACGGAUGACUUACGCUGCUUGCGUAUUAUCUACGACGAGCACCAACGGCUUUCCGGUGACGGUUAUAAUGCAUGGAAUGCUUAUCAGCAGUUUUGUCGUCAUGGUGUCGAGAGUUAUGUCGCAGACUGUUUUCCAAAUCAACGCAUAGCGCCUGUGGCUCAGCAGACAUUCACACACACCGCUUUUGCCAGCGCGCCAGCGCCGUAUUAUACAUCCAACGACUUGGCGGUGCACACGAACUCCAUAAAUAACGGUUAUUCCACGCAUAAACGCGGCAAGAUCUACGAUCGCUGUGAGCUGGCGCAGGAGCUGUACUACAAGCACAAAAUGCCGAUGGAACAGAUACCCACCUGGGUUUGUAUUGCACAACAUGAGUCCAACUUCGAUACCUCGGCUGUGGGACGUCUAAAUGCUGACGGUAGCGCCGACCAUGGACUCUUCCAAAUCAGCGAUCUCUACUGGUGUUCGCAUGAUCGUUAUAGUGGCGGCAAGGCUUGCGGCCUACAAUGUACGAAGCUGCUGGACAACGAUAUCAGCGACGAUGUGCGUUGCAUCAAGCGCAUUCAUGGUGAACACACGCGCAUUUCAGGUGACGGUUUCACCGCUUGGUCCGUUUACAACCGCGACUGUCGCAACCAGCAGUACUCAUUUAUAUCUGCAUGCUUCCAAGAACCACCGUUACAACACGCAGCUAAAACACACGUUCAAACUGCACCCUCCCACACAUUCCCCUCCUUCCAGGCGCAUCCCGCAUUCCCGCAGACAUCCCUACAGCCGCAAUUCCAGUCAAAUCCCUUCCUUCAACACAUUGGCGUUCCCCAGGAAUCCAAACAAACACUACAAAAACACCACCAACACAAAUACACAUCCCCCAAAAUUGUAACACAGACACACAAUCCACAAACACACAAGGGUAAAGUUUAUAAACGUUGUGAAUUAGCUCAAGAAUUGUAUUUUAAACACAAAUUUCCAAUGCAGGAUAUAGCUACGUGGGUGUGUAUCGCCCAACAUGAGUCCAACUACGAUACAGCAGCGGUUGGACGGCUCAACGGCGACGGCAGCGCGGAUCAUGGACUCUUUCAAAUCAGCGAUCUCUACUGGUGUGCACACGACAGUUUUGGAGGCAAGGCGUGUAACAUACCGUGCGCGAAAUUACUCGAUUCCGACAUUACCGAUGACGUACGCUGCAUACGUAUCAUACACGAAGAGCACACACGCAUUUCGGGCGACGGGUUUACAGCGUGGACGGUUUAUAAUCACCACUGUCGCGACCAGCAGAUCGAACAAGUGUCGGCGUGUUUCGAUGCCAACGAGAUAAGUAAGACACAGGUAAUUGGCGGCAGUAGCAACAAUAAUUACCACAAUGUAAUAGCAACCACAACAACAGCGCUGGCGUUGCCGGCGGCGAAGGGUAAGGUCUACAAGGAAUGUGAGUUGGCGCAGGAACUCUACUACAAGCACAAAAUGCCGAUGGAACAGAUACCCACCUGGGUCUGUAUUGCUAAACAUGAAUCCAGUUUCAACACCGCAGCUGUGGGGCGUCUAAAUGCCGAUGGUAGCGAAGAUCAUGGACUCUUUCAAAUCAGCGAUCUGUAUUGGUGCACGCAUGAUGAAUACGGCGGUAAGGCGUGCAACAUACCGUGCCACAAACUGCUCGACUCGGACAUCAGCGAUGAUGUGCGUUGUAUCAAAACCAUAUAUGCCGAACACACACGUAUUUCCGGCGACGGGUUUACAGCGUGGACGGUUUAUAAUCGAAAUUGUCGCAAUCAACGUUUGGAACGCGUGGCCAGUUGCUUUCCGGAGGAGGACUUGCACAAGUCACAGCAUACACAACCUGCAGUGGAGAUCAAUACUGUCGCGCAUGAUGAAACCGGUGUCGCUGUUGGUAAGGGUAAAAUCUAUCAGAAAUGUGAGCUGGCGCAAGAGUUGUACUUCAAGCACAAGAUGCCGAUGAAGGACGUGCCGACGUGGGUUUGUAUCGCACAGCAUGAAUCUAGCUUCAACACUGCCGCUGUAGGACGUCUGAAUGCCGACGGCAGCGCUGAUCAUGGACUCUUCCAGAUUAGUGAUCUCUAUUGGUGUUCACAUGAAGACGCCAACGGCAAAGCUUGCCACAUUUCAUGCAACAAGCUGCUGGACAAUGAUAUCACAGAUGACGUGCGUUGCGUGAAAACGAUUUACGAAGAGCAUAUGCGUCUCAGCGGUGAUGGCUUUACGGCGUGGACGGUUUAUAAUCGCAACUGCCGCAAUCAGCAAUUGGAACGGAUAAGCGCGUGUUUCGACAGCAAACUGUUGCAGCAGGCGCAACAAGCCAACGAAAUUCCGCAACGUGAGCCAACUACUUAUCUUACACAAUCCUCUAAUAUUAACCAAAUAACCACUUUGCCGAAUAAAAUCAAACACAGAGAUGAAUUAAACCAUCCAUUUGUAAAUAAUCCCUUCCUUAAUCAAUUUAGUGCUGUGAAAUUUGUGCCAACAACCAUGAAACCUAAAACAACCGCGAAACCCAUUGCACAUUACGGCGUCACUAAUGAAAUUGUAGCUGCAAAAGCUGACUUUGUAAAUAAUCCAUUCUUAAAUCAAUUCAUACAAACACAACAAAAACCACACAGUGCCGCCAAAGUGCCACAAACUGUAACAAAUACUAACUUUAUUCCCGCUGUACCAACCACUGCCCCCUAUGCUGCCAACCCCUUCCUAAGUAAAUACCAGCCAACUGAAACUAAACAACAAACAUUAACACCCACAAUAAUACAACAUCCGCAAAAACAAAGUUAUCACUCUAACCCAUUUCUCUCCAAAUAUACCGGCCAGUCGGCAAGCUUCUCACUAACCGAAACAACAAAUAAAAAACCAUUCAAUGCUGCCAUACAAAGCGUACAGUUAACACUGCCAAAACCGCAAACCUCGCAACAACAAAAUUUCCACUCAAACCCAUUUUUAACACAAUUCAUCGAACAGCCUUCAAGCUUAACUGCCCAUAAGCCCGUAUCUGCAGUUAACCCACCGCGAAGCCAAAUAGUCGCACAAUAUCAGAAUAAUCCUUUUCUUCAACAAAUUUCAGCAGCCUCUCAAACUAGCGCUAUUCAAGCAAGCUCACAAACCCAACAACAACACGUACGUCCGACGCCGAGCAGCACUGAAAAGACCAAGCUACAUGUUUACCCCACAAAGCCCUAUGUGAAUAGUGAGGUGUUUCGUACAACACCAGUCAAAAUAUCUGCUUCCGCUACGGAUCACAAGUCAAGCACCGAAACCAAAGUUUCCGCUACAGCAAAACCGAUAACCACAACCACCCGAAAACCCCAAACUCAAACUACGAAACAAUAUUAUACCACUUUGCUCACAACCACCACCACAAAGAGGCCCACAACAGUGGCAACCGUUAUACGAAAACCCACAACAAAUAAUGCAGGAAGCGCGACUAAGCGACCGAGCACUACAUGGAACUGGCAACAAGUACAGUCCGCGAAAGCCACAAGCACAACUGGACAACCAGUAACUCAGCGACCGUCAACUCAGCGACCAACAUCUAGGCUAACGACAACUCGACAACCAAUAAUUCAGCGACCAACAACUCGGCAACCGACAACCAGGCAAACGACAACUCGACCACCGACAACUCGGCAACCAACAACUCGGCAAACGACAACCCAGCAACCGACAACUCGGCAACCGGCAACUCGACUACCGACAACGAAGGCAAAACCGCAAGUAAGCACAACCCGUGCGCCACAAACUACGCCGAGAUCAACCAAACUGUCCAAUAACCAGAAGACGCCAAUAAACAAGGGAAGUACACCGAAAUCCUCGGCUUGGACAACAACGAUAAAACCACAGACUACGAAGAAUCCCGGAUUGUAUCAAGAAAAGAAGACUACUUGGAACGCCUUCGCCACGGCAACUACGAAAAGACCGACUGUAACCACUAAAAACGUUGGAAUCCAGAAACCGCUAACGACUACAACAACCAGAAGGCCAACAACCACACAGAACGCUGGACUUCGAAAACCCACAACUGCCGCAACAACAAGAAAACCAACUGCUAAACCAAGUACCACCAAAACUACCUCAAAGAAUACUAACGACAAAACUGCCAACCUUAGAGUCACUACCACUACAACACGUAGACCCGGAACCAGCGCAAGAACGCCGGUAACACAAAAGACUACCGCUACUAUAAAGACUACCACUACUAAGCGCCCAACUACAACAACGCAAAGAGCAACCAAACGCGCAACACCUAAUAGUAAAACUAGUUCUAAUUACAGUACAACAAAAGUGCAACAACAACAUUAUGCUACAACCACGACAAGAAAACCGACGACAACUGUCAGAACGCCGACAACGCCAACUACUUUCGCUGCCACAAAGCCACCAGCAAACGCUCACCCAACUAGACGUCCACCGACAGCAAGUCUAAAUAAUUUUAGUACCACAAAAGUGCCAUAUACGACUAAGCAAAUUACAACAGCAACGCCGUUUACCCAGUACACCAAACCAAGUACACAAAAACCAAAAGUCACCACAACAAAACCGACAGCAUUGACGAAAACUACUAGCACGACACGAGGAACUACGCGAAAACCCGCUCUAUAUGUCGCGAGCGCAACGAAUCAAAAACCGAAUGUCACGCGAAAUCCAGUCCAUACUACACCUACGAAAGCCUCACUAACCGUAACAACAGCCAAAUACCGCGAUGAUCCGUUCAGCCACCCGUUCUUCGACAAAUAUAAGGAACAAUUCAAAGUAUUCACCACGACAACGACACGAAAGCCCACGAGUGCCGUCAAACAGCAUCCGGUGCAAGCACACUUCGGCGAGGAGAGCGAAUAUUAUAAGCAAUUCCGAGAUCAUGCAGCCGGCAGCGCGAAGACCGUUUAUGCCUAUGCCUUUGGACAAAACGGUACGCUGGCUGGACAUUACGGUAGGUAGAACCUUUCGAAUCAGGACAAUUAGAAGUGAAGUUUGCCGCGAACAUAAUACUCAAGACUCUCAACGAAAAUAAUACUCAACUUAUGGGAUGCCUACAUAUAAAGUGGAAUUUCAAAGUAGUUCUAAGCGCUUUAUAUACCAUAUAUGAACGAAAACUGCUUGUUAAUUUGUGAUGCUGUCAAAAUGUGAUUUUUAUUAUAACUGCACUUGCGAAGAGAUGUGUACACUUCGGGUGUAACAGUAAACGGUUGCAUACAUUUCCGUGACACCAGCUGCAUUAUUCAACAAAUUGCAUGUUUAGAUAGUUUUUAAAUAUGUUUUUUCUAACUGUUAUGUUUUAUAUAAAUAUACAUAUAUAUUUCUAAUUAAUUAUACCAUGUAUUUAUAUACUUUUCACAUUGUGUACACGGAAAGUAUACUAAAUAAUUAAUUUAAGUGAUAAGCGUCGAUAUAUUUGCACACACACACAUAUAUAUACAUA
Messenger RNA from Bactrocera tryoni, 6019 nucleotides. RefSeq lists its product as uncharacterized. The record is from RefSeq and is a predicted model, not a curated record. NCBI's taxonomy places the organism in Eukaryota, Metazoa, Arthropoda, Insecta, Diptera, Tephritidae. The coding region runs from base 256 to 5538 and encodes 1760 amino acids. The transcript has a single exon.